Messenger RNA from Cynara cardunculus var. scolymus (artichoke), 1137 nucleotides. RefSeq lists its product as uncharacterized. Bases 14 to 1012 code for a protein of 332 amino acids. NCBI's taxonomy places the organism in Eukaryota, Viridiplantae, Streptophyta, Magnoliopsida, Asterales, Asteraceae. The transcript has a single exon. The record is from RefSeq and is a predicted model, not a curated record.
ACGUUUCCAUUCCAUGGAUAGAGAACAAGAACAGAUGCAAUUUCUAGGCCUCUUUGGCAUCUUCAAAGAAAGCUUCAAAGUCAUCAUUUCAUGGCGAAAAAUCUUCACCCAGAUAACCCUAACCCUUAUCCUCCCUUUAACCUUCAUCUUCUUAGCUGAUCUCGAGAUCUCCAACUUACUGUUUCGUGACAUCGUACACACCUCGUACGAAAAAAACUUCAGUCGUCCCGGCACCAAACGAUACAACAAUCUCUCCGACGCCCUCUCGUCGGAAUGGAUUACCCUUUUGCUCUUCAAAGUCGUCUACUUCACCAUCCUCCUCAUCUUAUCCCUCCUCUCCACCGCCGCCGUCGUCUACACCAUCGCCUCCAUCUACACCGGCCGCGACUUCACCUUCCGUACAGUCCUCACCAUCGUCCCAAAAGUCUGGAAACGACUUGUUGUCACUUUUCUGUGCAUGUUUGCAGCCAUCUUCGUUUACAAUUUCAUCACUGUGGUGAUCCUGGCGAUUGAUCUGGUGGCUUUUUCUAAUACCGCUUUUGGAAUCAUCUUCUUUUACGUCGUCUUGGCUGUAUACGUAAUAGGGUUUGUGUAUCUAACUGUUGUAUGGCAUCUGGCGAGCGUAGUUUCAGUUCUUGAGAGCUCGUACGGGAUUAAAGCUAUGGCGAAGAGCAAGGAUUUGAUCAAAGGAAACCGAACCGUUGCGGUUUCGAUUUUCUUUAUGUUGAACUUGUCUUUCUAUCUGAUACACUAUUUGUUUGAGCAUCUGGUUGUUCAUGGGAGGUCGUUGCAGGUAUGGAAGAGGGUAGGGUUUGGAGUGGUGAGCUUUGUGCUACUUUUGACGUUGUUUCUUUGUGGGUUGGUGAUUCAGACGGUUCUGUAUCUGGUCUGCAAAUCGUAUCACCAUGAAAACAUCGAUAAGGGAGAUCUGUCGAACCAUUUGGAGAGCUAUCUUGGUGAGUACGAGCCUUUGAGUGGAAAAGAUGUUCAGUUAGAACAAUAUCAUGUUUGAGCUCCUUAAUGUUAUUCAUACACGAUUCAUAGUUUAAUUAAUACACAAAUAUUUUUUCUUUGUGUUAAAUGUGUAUUUUGCAAGUUUUCACAUUUUGGACUUUGUAGAGGUGUUCAUUCAUACCG